Molecule: messenger RNA, 2258 nt
Organism: Topomyia yanbarensis
Lineage: Eukaryota; Metazoa; Arthropoda; Insecta; Diptera; Culicidae
Exons: 5
Coding region: 433-1032 (199 amino acids)
Cellular component (GO): extracellular region
Molecular function (GO): chitin binding
Source: RefSeq, a predicted model, not a curated record
GCUCGGAUUAAGACGUUCUGCGUGAAAAAGAAAAAAGAAGGUUCGCCGCUGCCGUUUCGUGUUUUUUUUGUUUUUGUUUUCUUGAUCCGUGUAGCGUAAACAAACCGUACCCUCGGGGGGUUGGUUUGCAACACGAUCCUCGGUGGUUCCUACUCUGCGGCUAGCAUCGGCAUGCAAAGUGUUGUGUUGUUUGUACGUAAGGUGGUACGAUUUUUGCCGUUCAAAAGUGUGUCGUGAGCGUCCAGUAAAAAUUGUACUCAAUUCAACACAAAGUGACUUCAUAAUUAUCACCGGAGCAACGACCGUGAGUGCAACAUCUGCUUGUCGCUUCGAGGACUUUCAGCACGCCCUCGUCACUGUUUGCGCGAAAGCGAAUCUUGACUGAAGCCAGUGAAAAGUCCGGAGGAGAGGCGGGUAGCAGCAGAGUGAAAAAUGUUUCAUCGUCGAUCGUCCCUCGCAGUGGUGAUCAUCGUAUUUGGAUACCUGCUAAUUAUAGAUGGCAGCGAGGAGAACGUGCGGACAAAGCGCGGCCGAAAACCGCGAGUAUCGGUGCUACCGGCGCGAGUUGAUGCCGAGCCUAGCCAAAACUUGGACCACGGGGAGCCACAGGGUGACGAUUCGCCGGUAAUACCGCCCGGUUUUCUCAGCCCGUCCGUGCAGGAGUACCUGGAGCUGGGAAAGUCGAUCCCGGGACGACCCGGAACGGACUACCCCAUCCUGGCUGCCGUCCCGUACACCAACUUCUACUGCGACGAGCAGGAUUACCCGGGCUUCUUCGCCGACAUGGAAACAAGAUGUCAAGGCUGGCACUACUGCGACAUCGACGGCCGGCAGGCAACGUUCCUCUGCCCAAAUGGGACACAAUUCUCGCAAGCGGUAUUCGUCUGCGACUGGUGGUUCAAUGUCCGCUGUGAUCUAUCGCCGCGGUUGUACGCCAUCAAUGCCCGGCUCUACCAGCGUCCGAAGGUGAAUCCAACGCGGAAACAUCGGAUCAUAACCAAACAGCUGGUGGAGGACAUUUUUAACAAAUGAGGACCUCAUCCUCAUCGGCCCAGCACGCCGGUGGUGUUCCUCCUCUCUGUCACCAUCAGGCCCGGCCGCCGGUGCAGUUGCCGUUUUUUUGCUGUUUUGUUCGAAACGAAUGAAUGAGAACCGAGUGAAGUUUUCCCAUGUCAAGAGAGCUUUUGCUUUCUUGUCCCCAAAACUCCACAAACCCGUCCGGUAAAGGGACCGGGGGUACAGAAGCAUUUCAUAAAAUUGUUUUAAAUUAAAUAUUUUAAAUCCCGUCAAGAUGGGGGAAGUCAAGAUACGUAUGUUGUGCAAAUCCAAGUUCCGAGUUGAAUCGCUUUUCCGGUGUACAAAUGGAAAGUUUGUUCUGCUUUCGGCCGACCUCCUGCCGGAAAAUUUUACGUCAGGUGUACCACCUACCACCAACAUGAAAAGCGUCUAACGACGGUGUUCUCCGUGUACCUUACGCGUCGUAGAAGUAGAAGGAGAAAGCUACCGGUAAAAUUUGAAUUUAAAUUAAAUAAAAGCAAACACAAAAUUUUUAAUACACUUCUCGAAUCCCCGUAUACUCCUCCGGUAAAAGUAUAAAGGGAAAACUGUAAAUGAAACUAAUUUUCAAACGAUUGCGAUACAACAUGAGCGCCGGAAGGUAUUUGAACUUAGGAAGAAUGUUACGAGUACUUUCAUAUGAAACCGUUUAAAAGACUCCUAUCGUGUGUGUAUGUUGUAGGGGACCAAGCACAAAUUACUGUACGUGAUCCCGUCAACUAUUUUACUCUCUAUUAAAUUUAGAAUAAAGUUAAAUUUAGUGUUAUUUUUCACAUAACGUCCUUUAUGAAUGGUCCUCCAGAACGAUGACAAAACGCGACCUGCAUCCCCCUUGAACUAUUCUGAACAAACAUACCCAUAGCACCGAGACUUAACGGUCCCGAUGCUCCACGUCAAAUGUAAAUAGAUAAAAGUUAUGAGUGAGCAAAUGUGUAACUUGAGUUAGUAUAUUUUGUUCUGUGUUAGUAUAUUAAAAUUUUAAUUGCAGGAAAGCGAUUCACAAAUUUCCGCUUUUAAUGAAAGCGGGAGAAUGCAUCAAAUAUUAACUAAAUAAAUAGCCACGGAACUGUGUACAAACGAAUGACUAGGGGAAAUUCUACAAAGCGAUUCAAUUUUAGGUGAAAAUAAAAUUUAAAAAAUACUUUCUCUGCUAACAAUAAACCGGAUAUGAUAACGAUUGCUGCGAGAGUGCGAAUUUUCAG